UAAAAUUUGACAUUAAGUGUUUAGCUUUGCUGUGUCAUUUGCGGUUAGUAUUUGGAGAAGUAUUUCCUAUUAUCAUUUGAGAAUAUUAUAGCAAAAAUGGCUUCUGAACGCUAUAGCUUUUCCUUGACUACUUUUAGCCCCUCCGGUAAAUUGGUUCAAUUAGAAUAUGCUUUAGCGGCAGUUGCUGCUGGGGCAACAUCAGUGGGUAUCGUUGCCUCGGAUGGUGUUGUAAUCGCUACUGAAAAUAAAUAUAAGUCGCCCCUAUACGAAGAGCAUAGCGUACACCGAGUUGAACCUAUCACUGACCAUAUUGGUAUGGUGUAUUCUGGUCUUGUGCCGGAUUACCGCCCACUUCUCAAACGGGCACGAAAAAUGGCUCAGCAGUACUAUUUGGUUUACAAAGAGCCAAUGCCCGUCUCACAAUUGGUACAACAGGUUGCCAAUGUAAUGCAAGAAUAUACGCAGUCGGGUGGCGUAAGGCCUUUUGGUGUCUCUUUGCUUAUCUGUGGUUGGGAUUCCGGCAAACCAUAUUUAUUUCAAUGUGAUCCCACUGGCGCAUUUUUCGCUUGGAGAGCAACUGCUCUUGGUAAAAAUGCCCAAAGUUGUAAAACUUACAUGGAAAAAAGAUUUAACUUACAAUCUAAUAAUUCUGUGUCUCAAUCCCUGGACGAUGCAGUAGUCGACGCUAUGCGUACACUAAAAGGUGGAUUCGAGGGCGUAAUGACCAAGGAUAACAUCGAAGUGGGAAUCUGCACUGAAAAAGGGUUCAGGCGGCUUACACCUACCGAGAUAGACGACCAUCUUUCAAAUGCCAACUAAAUUUUUUUAUCGCAAAUAAUCAACUCGUUUGUACAACCUUAUUCAGAUAAAACUUCAAGAAGUAAAAAUAACAUCG
Messenger RNA from Rhagoletis pomonella (apple maggot), 895 nucleotides. RefSeq names its product proteasome subunit alpha type-2 (gene Prosalpha2). Lineage: Eukaryota; Metazoa; Arthropoda; Insecta; Diptera; Tephritidae. The transcript is spliced from 5 exons. Gene Ontology annotation, biological process: ubiquitin-dependent protein catabolic process. The record is from RefSeq and is a predicted model, not a curated record. Gene Ontology annotation, cellular component: proteasome core complex, alpha-subunit complex; proteasome core complex. Bases 97 to 819 code for a protein of 240 amino acids.